CCGAAGAUCCCCAAGUCCCACCUGAAAACCAUCUGACUGCCGAAGAUCCCCAAGUCCCACCUGAAAACCCUCUGACUGCCAAAGAUCCUCAAGUCCCACCUGAAAACCCUGUGACUGCCGAAGAUCCCCAAGACCCACCUGAAAACCCUCUUACUGCCAAAGAUCCACAAGUCCCACCUGAAAACCCUCUGACUGCCAAAGAUCCUCAAGUCCCACCUGAAAACCCUCUGACUGUUGAAGAUCCCCAAGUCCCACCUGAAAACCCUGUGACUACCGAAGAUCCCCAAGACCCACCUGAAAACCCUCUUACUGCCAAAGAUCCACAAGUACCACCUGAAAACCAUCUUACUGCCAAAGAUCCACAAGUCCCACCUGCAGACCUGGUUAGCACAAAUCAUCUUCCUUUAGAUGACCCUAAUUCUUGUGGCCACACUGAAACAAGCGCUUCAUCAAAGCUUUUGGAUACUCCCAGUGGUUAUCACUCUGCUUCAGCACUCGCUGAGACCAAAACUAAAAUGGCUCCAAGAUUUGCAUCAUUGUUUGUAAUGUCACCAGAUUCUGCAUUUACCGCCGUUCGUUCCCCACAGUAUGUCGCCAAGAAUCCGUUUAGCUCCGAUGUCAAAGCACCGGUGCCAGAAACAAACUUGGGAAUUUCCCACACAAAUGACAAGGGCUGCGUCAAAAGCACUCAACAGAACUUGUCUGGCCCCAAAAAAAGAAUUUCGCACACGUCCACAUCUGCCGUUUCCUCCACAAAAAACAAAAUUCUUAAAGCCCAAAUCACUGGAGAGGGCGCUCGAACUGUGAGAACAAAAGAAACAUUCCUUAAAGCGUCUGUUUCCUUUCAGACUUCAGCCGUUGGACCGGCUACAAAGAAAUUCCCUCUCAGCACCGACACAGAGAGGAACAAAUUGCCUGAAAUGUUUCUACACAACAUCUGUGACACACUGCAGAUGUCCACCUCAAAAGCUCCAUUCCUGCCAUUCGGCCAACAGCAGAAACAUACUCAGCCAAAACACCCGAUUAUCAAAAAGAGGAAGUUGUCAUUUUCACAGCCAACAAGUCCCCAGCCGUCCGAUUUCCUGUGUGAUACGUCUUUUGAUUUUGGUGAAGGGGAGCAACCGACCCUGUCCCAGAUCUUCAACUAUUUCAAGAGGCCCCGCCUCCUUUCACCCCUCCCCCCGUCCCCCGUGGUGGUGAGCGAGGAGAGCUGUGACUCCCUCGUGAAGUUUGACUGCUCCACCCCGGCUGAUGUCAUCAAGGUCACUCCGCUGGCCAAAGCCUUCGAGGCGACAAACUCUCAUAAAUCUUUGAGCGCGUCCAGGCCUGGAACGGCAGAGGCCAAGUUGCAUCCCAAAGCAACAAGAACAAGGCGGUCCAGCAUCGUAAGCAAACGGGCAGCUGAACAUAUGGUGACACCGCCGGCCAGACAACAAGAGGCAGAAACUAAAUCUGGCAACAAGUUGAUGAGGGAAGGAGCAGCAAAUGAUGACAAGUUGAUUCCAUUGGGUCGCAGCCAAAGGGUGGCAAGCAAUGUUAAAGCCAAGAGUUUGUCCCAUCAGAUGAUGGAGGUCAACAAACUGAUCCAGGCCAAGAGGAAUGCUGCAGUCAGUGGGUAAGUGGAGAGUUUCUCAUCUCAUUGACUGUCUUACUUUGACUUGUUGCUGGGAAACUGUUGGUUCCCAGUCACUCUUGGUCUUAAGUGACUUAUUGUGCUUAGUGACCGUUUGUGAUAGUUGACUUAAGGGUCCCAGUCACUCUUGGUGACAGGUGACUUUUGGUUCCCAGUGACCAUUGGUAAAUGGUCACAGGUGACUUAAGGGUCCCAGUGACUGUUGGUGACAGGUGACAUUAGGGUCCCAAACCUUUGUAUCAUAUUGAAGCUGUCAUUUAUGAACUAUUUUUCUCCCCCUUCAGAAAGCCAGUGUCACAAGAAGGUCCCAGGGGGGUGAAAAGGAAGAUGGAAGUAACCAACGCUGAUCAAGGGGCUGUCACUAAAAGAAAGGUUGGUUACCAAAUGUUGAUGCAAAGAUGGAAAUAAAUUGUCAAAAUUAGCAACUCCAGAAAAUGAACGGAGUGCACACAAAAAAAAAGUGAUGCGACACAACAUAUUAUAUAAGAAUAAGUUAGGGUAACCCUAUGUGCUAAAAAAAGAAUAAACUUAAAUGCGUUGGUAUUCUUAAAAACAAUGAGUGAUUUUCUAUUAUAUUACAGAAAUCAAGUAAAUUUAAAUGUGUUAAAAAUAAAAUAUAUGUGCUUUUAUUUUAGAAAAUGUUGAAGUAUUAUUAUUAUAAACUACAAAUACAUAUUAAGUAACAAUUAAUUAAAAUUAAUUAAUUAAAAAUAUUAAGCAUUUUAACAGAAUUUGAAAGUUUUGACAUUUUUUUAAAUUAAUAAAUUAUGAGCUAAGAAUUAUUUUUACUAAAUCAUAAUCGCAUUUAUCGUGAAAAACCAAACGUCUGUUGUUGAUUUUCAGUGCGUUGUUAAUAUUGCAAAAUUAAAUUUUAAAUUAAUUUUAUCUAAAUGAUUUCAAACAAUAUCGAACUAAAAUAUUCAAUGAAACUCAAAUAACGAAAAAAUUAAAUUAAUUUCAUUAGAGGUAUACUUAAACUUGCUAAUCAAAAGCUUUUAGCUUCUUUGAUUUAAUAACUGAUUGUGACAAAAAAUACUAAUGUGUUUUCCCCUUUUUGAAAGUAAAAUUAAUAAAUAUAAUUGAUGGCUUUUUACAUUGUUAAUAAAACACACACAUUUUGGCUUUGUAUUUUUAACAUUUAAAAUGUUUUACUUUUUUUUUUAUUCCAAAAAUGUUACUUUUACCUUUAAAAAUACUUUUAAUAAGAAAAUGCCGUUCAAGUCAGCUGAAUGCGUAUAAUAAUAUAUAAAUUUUUAAGAAAAAUUUAAAACAAAUGUGGUGUAAAGGAUCUUGGACUUAAGAAUGUUAAUUUGAGCUCAGGGACGUGCCAAAAAUGUGUGGUUGCGUAUGUAGGGGGCUACCAUCUUAUGGAUGAUUUUAUUAAUGUUUAUUUUUAGAAAUGGGGUGGACAGGGGAUUUGAUACUUCAUAUUGGCCCAGCCAGCCAGCACAAGAUAUGUCUCAGAUUAAAAGAAUGAAUUUGAUAAAUAAAUAACUUUCUUCGUAAAACACAUCAUUUUUACGUGGCUGACAAUAUCUUUAAAUCCAAUGACUUUACAGUGGUGUUACAUUCUCUUUUUACAAAUAAAUAUCUAUUUACCAGUUAAGAAAAGAUAGUUCAAUGGCGUUGACAAAAUGUGCAUACAUUUACAUGAGUAACCUCAUACCUCAAAUGAUAUAUCAAAACCCAAUCAUUUUACACUUUAAAAUAAGCCAUAUUUUUUUUCAUUUACAGUUCACGGCAUGGACAAAGAUAGAUUAAGAUUUUCUUUUAAAAAAUGAAAAUAAAUAUAUUUGUUUUUACUAUGGAAAAAAAAAAGUAGGUGUAUAGUAGGUUUUUAUGAGAUUAAUAACAUCUCUUUAUUUAAAAACCACUGUUACAGAUGUGAGAAACACUGUUACAGAUGUGAAAAACAGUGAAGAAAUUUUUGAAUAAAAGAAUUCUUUGUUUUCAGAUUUUCCAAUAUUAUAGUAGGAAAGCAAGGGAAAAGUUUGUUAAAAUUUUUAAUGAAGAUAUCAAUAUAUCAAAUUCUGUUAAUAUUAAAUAUAUUUAAAUUGGUACAAAGAUUUUUUAUUGUAAGUUUAAGGUUAAUUUUUCAAUUUGUAGGGUAAAAAAAAUUGUAGUUCAGGGGCACAAAAAGGCAUAGGGUAGGUGGCUAUUAUAUAGCAGAUAAAAAUUUCUCAACACUAAAUGAUGCUAGAAAUGUAAAUAUCAUUCCAUUUAAUGAUGUUAGAAAUGUAAACAUCAUUGCGUACAUACUUUUUUUUUUAAAAAGGGAUUCUGACGAGUUCUGCAAUAGUAGGUUGAAAAUAUCACAAAAUGUUUGCCAUUAUUAUCACUUAAAUGUCCGGUCAUACAUUCCAGUGUUGUAGAGUAGAUGAACUGAAAUCCUGAUGUUUGUUGGUUGUUUUGUUAAAGUUGUGUCCGGCCUCUUACUAAAUGGGCUUGAAUCUGAACUUUGAUAGAUACAUACUAUACUGACAGAUUUUAUAUACUAUACCAGUGGUCAGCAAUGCGUGCCACAUGGGACUCUUUAGCCAGUCGGUCACAAAUCAGUUUUGACCACGAAAAACAAGGUUCUUGACAGGUUCUGUAUGCAAUGAAAUCUAACUGGGCCAAAUUGUCUGGUGUAAAGAAAUCAAAUUAUGUUGUUUUUUUCCAACCAGAAACUGGCCAACAUCAACGGUUUCCCUAAUACAUUUGAAGCUGUUAUGUUUGACCUGAAACAUUUCCUGGAAGAGCCCAAGUCCGAUGUCAAUCUCACAAUUGACGCCAUGCUGAGCAGGGUCGCUGGAGGAGACGGCCAGGGAAUAUGGAAAGUUCUGCCACAUGUCGUGGUCCAGGUAAAUAUUUGGUUCAAAUAAUCAACUGGAACACAUUCAACAAAGAAACAUAUCACUGGCUGGUAAGAGAUUAAUAGAGAGGGUGUGGCACCAUCACUGGCUGGUAGGAGAUUAAAAGAGAGGGUGUGGCACCAUCACUGGCUGAUAGGAGAUUAAAAGAGAGGGUGUGGUACCAUCACUGGCUGGUAGGAGAUUAAAAGAGAGGGUGUGGCCCCAUCACUGGCUGGUAGGAGAUUAAAAGAGAGGGUGUGACACCAUCACUGGCUGGUAGGAGAUUAAAAGAGAGGGUGUGGUACCAUCACUGGCUGGAAGGAGAUUAAAAGAGAGGGUGUGGCACCUCUGAAUUAUGUUGAUACCAUAAGGGCCAUCUAUAUAUUAUAUGCCAAAAAAUCAGAUUUUCGUACCCCAUGCCCUCUGUUGCACCCCUUACAUUUUUGGACACCUACCCCUUAUGCCUAGUACAAACCAGCUUCUCAUCUCCACCUCCCAAGAAAAAAAGAACCGCAGUCACAAGAAAAUUAUUUCACCACGAAUUAUGUUAUGUAUACGUAAGGCGCCAUUCAUGUGAGGCGCCAUUCAAGGGCAAAUGGUCUAAUAAAGUUGUCACCAAGGUAAAUUUUGCUGUUGCAAUAUCUAGGGAUGAUAUGAUGACAAUUAAAAAAAAUAAAUGUAUGUGCACAAUUUGCCGAGACCUCUCCUCUUCCCCAUGCACACCCAUAUACCAUAUAUCUCCUUAAUCAACCACCCUCCACCAUCAGUAUGUAAUCUAUGGAGGGCUCUAUAUGGUGAUAACAUGCCAAAAAUAAUGAUGGAUGCUAUUAUUUUAUUAGUCCACUAUUAAAUACUAUCAAUUUUUUUUCUCUUUAAAAAAAGUUUUUUAAAUUUGUCUUGAAGGUAAUUUAAUAACAAAUUGAACACUGCCCAUUAUUUUACUGUAUCUGUUAUGUCAGUACCUGGCCACUCGAACAGACAAGACAAUGGACCUUCUGCUGGCAGCCUGUGACAAGGAGGAGAUCAUAGAGCAAGUGUUUGUUAGUGAGGAGGAGAGAAGGCUCCUGGACCUACUGUGUACUUUGAUGAAGGCUUAUCAGGUCAGUUACACCUCAUUGUUCACAUGGGAGGAUCUGAAUAUCUCUGGUUUUACAUCCAUUGUCAGUCAAAGUAAGCCAAUAACUUAUUGGGCAUUAUAACAAGAAUAGAUGAAAUCUAUACAAGUUUAAACUCUAGGUCUUUAACACUAGGCCUCAAAACUUAAAGGAAGCCCAGUUCAUAGCUGGACUUUAGUGAGCCAUUUAUGGGCAGAAGAAAGGAAGCCAUUUAUUUAAUAGCAGAAGAAAAGAAGCCAUUUAUUUCAUAGAAGAAAGGAAGCCAUUUAUUGACAAAGGAAAGGAAGCCAUUUAUUGGCAUAAGAAAGGAAGCCAUUUAUUGGCAAAAGAAAGGAAGCCAUUUAGUUAAUAGCAGAAGAAGGUCAUGACCAUAUUGUAAUCGGGCAAUGAGUAUAUGUUAAUCAGAGCUUAAAAAUUAAAAAAAUAAUAAAAUAAAAUUUUAUCAGCUUCAGAAGAACUAUGGAAUUUGUGCCUUAUUUCCACCUCACUAUUCCUAUUUCUCUACAUGUGCAUUUCAAAUUUGUAACAUAGAUAAAUUGUUUUUAAAUGAAAGCUACAGUUAAGCUCUGUUCUAAUAUAUUUUUUUUUAAGUGUGGACUGUUAUUAAGCACCACUGUUGAGCCAGUACUAUUGUCAUUGAGUACUGUUGUCAUAUCUCCACUGUGAAUUUUUUUCAGGAUACAGACAAAAGUUGUAUGAUAAGUGAAGCAUGGACAGCCAUCUUCAAUCAAGGUGCUAUGGUCAAGCCUGCUCGAGUCUUUCUGUGGUACCCAACAGUUUUAUUUUGUACAUUCCUACCAUCUAGUCUUAUCUUGUACAGUCCUACCAUCUAGUCUUAUCUUGUACAGUCCUGUCAUCUAGUCUUAUCUUGUACAGUCCUGUCAUCUAGUCUUAUCUUAUACAGUCCUACCAUCUAGUCUUAUCUUGUACAGUCCUGUCAUCUUAGUCUUAUCUUGUACAGUCCUACCAUCUAGUCUUAUCUUGUACAGUCCUGUCAUCUAGUCUUAUCUUGUACAGUUCUGGCAUCUAGACUUAUCUUGUACAGUGUUAUCAUCUACUUAUCUUGUACAUUCCUACCAUCUAGUCUUAUCUUGUACAGUCCUAUGAUCUAGACUUAUCUUGUACAGACUUACCAUCUAAGUCUUAUCUAGUUAAAUAAAUGAUAGUUGAUUAUCUAGUUAAAUAAAUGAUAGUUGAUUAUCUAGUUAAAUAAAUGAUAGCUGAUAAAUGCGAAACUAUAAAAAAUGUGUGCGCUAACCAAGGGAAAUAAUUUUAACUACAAACUGAUGAUACUUGUACAGGUACACCAGACAAAUUUGUUUGAUGGUAGUGUUUUAUAAUUAUAGUAAUCACUACCAUAUAAACAUGUUUUAAUAUUACAAGUUCACUUUCCCUUAAAAUUGGCAAUAGUAAAAAAUAUGUUUCUUUUUUAAAAUUGUCACACAUUCUCAGAAAAAUAUUUUAUUUCGAUGAGACCUUUCUGGCUCUAUAUAGUGAAAUAUUUCCAUUUUACAAUUAUAAUUAUAAUCUAUUUCACUCUUUCCUACAGUCGUCUGUUCACCAGUCUGUGCAAGGCCCAAGGUAAUGGUUGAUGAAAGUAUUGUGUGUCUGUAUAUAUCAGCUUGUGUAUACAACACUCAGGCAUUGAUUAGAAUAAACUUAUUUUAUGUUUUCAUAAAUUAUGUUCUUCAACUCCAUUGUGGCAUAUCUUUUUCUUAUAAAUGUUAUUUUGAUAUGGUCACUCAUGACACAGUGUUGGUCACUCAUGACAUAGUGUUGGUCACUCAUGACACAGUGUUGGUCACUCAUGACACAGUGUUGGUCACUCAUGACACAGUGUUGGUCACUCAUGACACAGUGUUGGUCACUCAUGACAUAGUGUUGUUCAUUCAUGACACAGUGUUGGUCACUCAUGACACAGUGUUGUUCAUUCAUGACACAGUGUUGGUCACUCAUGACAUAGUGUUGGUCACUCAUGACAUAGUGUUGUUCAUUCAUGACACAGUGUUGGUCACUCAUGACAUAGUGUUGGUCACUCAUGACAUAGUGUUGGUCACUCAUGACACAGUGUUGGUCACUCAUGACGUAGUGUUGGUCAGUUAUGACAUAGUGUUGGUCAGUUAUGACAUAGUGUUGGUCAGUCAUGGCUUAGUGUUGGUCACUUAUGACAUAGUGUUGGUCAGUCAUGACUUAGUCUUGGUCAGUUAUGACUUAGUGCUAUUUUCUGUCAUCACAAACCCUGUGUUGUCUGGACAUGCACUGUCUUGGAAACCUUAGUUUAAACUUUUGUCUUCGUUUUCCACAGCUGACUUGGAACAAGCUCGUGUUCUUGUCUACAACAUUGCCUGGUGCGGUUACCUUGACCUUGCACCCUUGUACAUGGCCAUCGCCGGUGUGUGGCCUGAGG
Lymnaea stagnalis (great pond snail) is the source of this 7989-nucleotide messenger RNA. NCBI's taxonomy places the organism in Eukaryota, Metazoa, Mollusca, Gastropoda, Lymnaeidae. The record is from the annotation of a GenBank genome assembly.